AUGCAUCCCGAUCUCUCACUGAAGCUGAAACUGAAACGAUAUGGACAGGUAGAAAAAGAAGGUCUAGCCUUUGUAUUCGCAGUUACAAAGUUUCACCGAGUGCUACUUGGCCGUAAAUUUACACUCCAAACUGAUCAGCCACUCCUGAGAAUUUUCGGAUCGAAAAAAGGAAUUCCGAUUCACACAGCCAAUCGACUGCAACGAUGGGCACUCACGCUGCUGUGCUAUGAUUUUGACAUCCAGUACGUUUCCACUACCCAGUUUGGAUAUGCCGAUAUACUGUCUCGCCUGAUCAGCCAACAUUCAAGACCGGAGGAAGAUUUUGUCAUCGCUUCAAUUCAACUGGAAGACAAUAUCGAGGCUCCACUACACGAAGCUGUUAGCUCGCUACCACUAACGUUCAACAUGGUUCGUGGCGCACCACUCAAGUGUCCCAUACUCAAGCAAGUGACGGAACACAUUCAGCAAGGAUGGGCUUCUUGCAGCAAUGAAAUCACCAACCCUGAUAUUCGACCAUUCUUUUUUCACCGUGACGCUUUGGAAGAGGUGAAAGACUGUGUGAUGCUGUCCAAUCGAUUGGUGAUUCCUGAACCUUUCCGUCAACGUAUCCUUAAGCUACUUCGAGGACAUCCAGGAAUAGAGAGAAUGAAAGCUCUAGCGCGCAGUCAUGUUUUCUGGCCUAAAAUUGACGAUGAUAUUGCUGAUUUCAUCAAGCGGUGCGACAGUUGUGCCACUCACUCGAAGACUCCUCCAAAAGUACCAUUACAGUCAUGGCCACUCGCAAAAUCUCCGUGGGAGCGCAUUCACAUCGAUUUCGCUGGUCCUGUCAACGGUCUUCACUUUUUGGUGGUAGUCGACGCUUUUUCCAAAUGGCCCGAAAUCCGCAUCGUUCGUUCACCUACAACAGCAGUAGUUAUUGAAUUUCUUGGGGAAUCAUUUGCUCGUUUUGGAAUUCCAAUCACAAUUGUUUCCGAUAAUGGCACCCAGUUUACUUCGGAUCAACUCGCUGAAUUAUGCAGAAAAAAAAAUGCGCACUUCCCCAUAUCAUCCGCAAUCAAAUGGGCAAGCCGAACGGUUCGUAGAUACCUUCAAGAGCUCACUGCUCAAGGUCAAAAAGGGGAGAAACAUCUCUGA
Messenger RNA from Toxorhynchites rutilus septentrionalis, 1134 nucleotides. RefSeq lists its product as uncharacterized. The transcript has a single exon. Lineage: Eukaryota; Metazoa; Arthropoda; Insecta; Diptera; Culicidae. The coding region runs from base 1 to 1134 and encodes 377 amino acids. Gene Ontology annotation, biological process: DNA integration. Gene Ontology annotation, molecular function: nucleic acid binding. The record is from RefSeq and is a predicted model, not a curated record.